ACCAAGUCACGUCCUGUGUUGAUCCAAUACCUUCACUUCUCUAUGAAUCCCUGAAUCUACCCUCGCACAGCCACAGCAAGCAAAUCAACACGAUGGCAGAUAAUGGAGAAGGCCCGUCCUCUUUGACGGCCCAACCGCUGCGGAUAUCGCGCUCACCUGGGCGUUCUCCAGCUCGUUCACCUCACUCUGCGUCUCCAACAGCUGAUCCUGUGACACGACAGGCCUCUAUCGCACGAUUGGCAUCGCCGGUUCCAUCCCUGUCGAGUAGCCCAGCCCAAGGAUGGCAAGUCCCGGUAGCGAGUCAACGUCCUAAUGGCAAGCAGCCAGAGCUGCCGGCCGUGGAGAACAGAGCGUCUCUCCCUGGACCCGGACAAUCAGCUCUCGCAUCUGCGUUGCAGAAUACUUUGGGCCGUUCACCACCUCAGUUUGGUACGCCUGGGAGACGUUCAGCAUCACCUGCAAUAGCACAUCAAAGUUCCACUCUUGACAAAGCCCCAAACACGGCAUAUGGAUCAUUCGAGACUCGAGCAGGUUCGGAAUACUCAAGUGCAGCGCCUUACGAGGACCCCGAGGUCGUCAAACGCCAUUUGGUACAACCGCAGAAGGUUUCAGAGAGUAGAGGCUCCAGGUCCCCUGAGGAUGACGGGAGGAACGCAGAUGAUGAUGAAUUCUCAAGUCUUAAACUUCAAGGUGGUGAUAUUACGAGACAGGUCUACCGGUGGACGGAGGACGCAGAAGCCCAAGCUUCUGGAUAUCGUAGACAUGCUCGCAGUCGCAGUUUCACUAUUGACCGGCCGCAGCCGGAAGAUGAAACUAUGAACAUAAACUCAAUCAGAGUGCCUGGUGGAUUUCGAAGAGAUUACAUUCGACGAACAGUCGGCAGUCCAGCACCUGGGACUCCCCGCAAUCCUGACCAGCGGGCCCGGCCCCAGCUGUUUACUAGCAGUUUCCUGGAAUUUCUUACGCUCUACGGUCACUUUGCUGGAGAAGAACUCGAGGAGGAUGAUGAAGUCCUCGGCCCCGGCGAGUACUUCUCAUCAGAUGCUUGGGAUGAAGAAAGAGAGCCAGGGGAGGAUUCUGCCCUGCUUCGUCCGGAGACCCCUGGAAAGAAGAAACGGAAGCACAAAGAACGAGGAGGUACGGGCAGCAACACAGUGACUGGUGCUGCUUUGCUACUAUUAAAAUCCUUUGUCGGCACUGGCGUGCUCUUCCUCCCCAGAGCCUUCCUGAACGGAGGCAUGCUGUUCAGCAGUGUUGUACUGCUGGUUGUCUCGCUGCUGAGCUACUACUGCUUCAUUCUGCUGGUGAAUACUCGUCUCAAAGUCGAUGGCUCUUUUGGUGACAUUGGAGGUGUACUCUAUGGCAAGCACAUGAGGAGGAUCAUCCUUGGAUCGAUUGUGUUGAGUCAGUUAGGUUUCGUCGCCGCAUACAUCGUCUUCACUUCCGAGAAUCUGCAGGCUUUCAUCCUUGCUGUCAGCAAGUGUAAGUCGUUUAUCGAUAUCAAGUAUAUGGUAUUGAUGCAAUUGAUCAUCUUCCUACCUCUGUCCUUGAUCCGCGAUAUAAGCAAGCUUGGGUUCACUGCGCUGAUUGCAGAUGCUUUUAUCAUGCUUGGUCUCAUCUACCUCUACUACUACGAUGUCAGCACAAUUGUCAGCAAUCACGGUGUCGCUGAUAUUAAGCCUUUCAACCCAUCGACAUGGACUCUUUUCAUCGGUACUGCCAUCUUCACGUAUGAGGGAGUUGGUCUCAUCAUCCCCAUCCAGGAGUCGAUGAAGCACCCACACAAAUUUCCUGCGGUUCUUGCCGCAGUCAUGGUAGGCAUCACGGUGAUAUUCCUAUCGGCUGGAGCUCUUAGCUACGCAGCUUAUGGCUCGACAACCAAGACCGUUAUCCUGCUCAACCUUCCUCAGGACGACAAGUUUGUCAAUGCUGUACAAUUCCUCUAUUCGCUGGCGAUCUUGCUCAGUACACCGCUUCAGCUGUUCCCGGCUAUCCGUAUCAUGGAGAAUGAGCUCUUCACUCGAAGUGGCAAGUACAACCCCGGCAUCAAAUGGAAGAAGAACUUUUUCCGCUUCGUUUUGGUCAUGUUCUGCGCGCUGGUGGCAUGGGGUGGAGCAGAUGAUCUUGACAAGUUCGUCUCUCUGGUCGGCAGCUUUGCUUGUGUGCCUUUGGUUUAUGUAUACCCGCCGCUACUGCACCUUAGAGGCUGUGCCGGAUCUCGUCGUCAAAAAUUCGCCGAUAUCGCCCUCGCCUGUUUUGGUGUGGUCAGUUGUAUCUACACCACUAGCCUGACGAUUUACAAUUGGGUUGGUGGAGAGGUCGCUCACACGCCUGGAUACUGCGAUUCAUGAUUGCCAUCUUUUUCCUGGACUCUCUUCAUGCGCUAUUUUGAACUGCCCUGCAUUGCAUCCUCUUGGUCAGUUUCCGCUCUUGGAAUCGAGAGUUUUUUCUGGCUAUAUGUUCCCUUUUGCGUCUCGGCUAUGGACAUUCUAGCAUAUCACGAGCAUCAUGUACGUAUGCUUAUAUAGAAGUUGGAAGAUCCCUUCCUGUAUCUCUUAUGUUCGGUCUCAGCAGUUGGUUUUUGCUUUGGCUAGUUUGAUAGAUUCGCUCUUGCAUUGAUACACCGAACAUGAAGAUCGGAUAGAUCUAUUCAGAUAUAUUGCUUGGACCUCACUUGAAUAAUGACCUAUACUUAUUAGGAAAUG
Messenger RNA from Paecilomyces variotii, 2705 nucleotides. Its product is annotated as putative amino acid transporter. The transcript is spliced from 2 exons. Gene Ontology annotation, biological process: amino acid transmembrane transport. The record is from RefSeq and is a predicted model, not a curated record. Bases 93 to 2351 code for a protein of 752 amino acids. NCBI's taxonomy places the organism in Eukaryota, Fungi, Ascomycota, Eurotiomycetes, Eurotiales, Thermoascaceae. Gene Ontology annotation, molecular function: amino acid transmembrane transporter activity.